This is a messenger RNA of Oncorhynchus gorbuscha (pink salmon), 1157 nucleotides long. RefSeq names its product very-long-chain enoyl-CoA reductase-like. The transcript is spliced from 9 exons. Gene Ontology annotation, biological process: very long-chain fatty acid biosynthetic process. NCBI's taxonomy places the organism in Eukaryota, Metazoa, Chordata, Actinopteri, Salmoniformes, Salmonidae. Bases 384 to 1157 code for a protein of 257 amino acids. The record is from RefSeq and is a predicted model, not a curated record. Gene Ontology annotation, molecular function: oxidoreductase activity.
UUUGUGGGUGUGGAGGGGGUCCGGUAACUAGUGGGAGGCCUCUCUUCAGGUGAGGAGGUGGUGGGUUACUGACGUUUAACCCCCUCUCAUUCUAUGAACAUCUCACAGGCAACCUCUCUCUCUCUUUCUCACUUUCUCUCCCACCCUCUUGCUUUCUUUACCUCUUUCUCACACCCUCACACAGGAAAAGGCUGUUUACGGUGACAUAGUCGUUUCCCAUUCUGAAAGGCUAUUUGGAGGGUACAGAUAGAAAGAAAAUAGCCGUGUUAGACUACAGCUUCUAAUCUGAUACAAGUAGAGAACACUAACUAGGUUUUUGCAAAACAUUGGAGGGACCUCAUUUUAGUGCAGAGGCACAUUGAGGUCGUAGUUCAAAACGGGUCAUGGAUACACUGGCUUUAGAGGCGAAGGCAACUGGACAAGAAAAGAAAAGUUCAGCCCCAAGACCAAGACCUAAACCACCCAAAAAGGCCAAAAGGAUUGUUUACUUUGAGGUAGAAAUCGUGGAUGCAAAGACAAAGGAGAAGCUACUACUCUUGGACAAAGUUGAGCCAACUUCUACUAUUUUGGAUAUUAAGGCUUUGUUCCACAAAUCAAAUCCCCAGUGGUACCCAGCCAGACAGUCCUUACGCCUGGAUCCUAAGGGUAAGGGUCUGAAGGAUGAGGAUGUCUUGCAGACACUUCCUGUUGGAACCACAGCCAGCUUCUACUUCUUUGACCUGGGGGCCCAGAUCGCCUGGAGCACUGUCUUCCUAUCAGAGUGUUACGGACCACUGCUCAUCUACUUGAUGUUCUACUUCCGCCUGCCUUUCAUCUAUGCCCCAAAGUAUGACUUUAGCAGCAGCAAGCACUGGGUUGUACAUUUGGCCUGCAUGUGUCACUCCUUCCACUAUGUGAAGAGAAUCCUUGAGACGCUGUUCAUCCACCGUAUCUCCCAUGGUACCAUGCCACUGAGAAACAUCUUCAAGAACUGCAGUUAUUACUGGUGUUUCGCAGCAUGGAUGGCCUACUACAUCAACCAUCCCCUCUAUACACCACCCUACUAUGGGCAACAGCAAGUGAAGACAGCACUCAUUAUAUUCUUAUUCUGUCAGGUCGGAAACUUCUCCAUCAACAUCACUCUACGCAACCUCAAAUGUCCAGGUGAGCUCCCAUAG